UGUACUUUUUUCUUUCCUCCUUCCUCAUUCCUUUUUUUAUUUUUUUUAACGUUCCACUUACCAUUAGGUCUUCUUAACCCUCAUAUUUUUUCUUUUUCUAUUUUCUGCCCUUCCACGUGCACUUUUAUUUUUUUCGCGUGAAUAGUUAAAAAAGAGUUUUUUAUUUUUCUUUUUUCUCAUUAACGGUCGUAGUCUUGACAAUUUUCUCUUCUCUCAUUCUUCUAUUUUUUAUCGUACAUCUACUUAAAUUGUCACGCAUAAGUCUGAAAAUAAAAAAAAAUUAAAAAAAAAGAUUAACAGAAACAGACAAUUACAAUCACUUAUCUUUUAAUAUUUUAUUUCGAUUAAAAAAAAUUUUUUUUGUUUUUAAAAAGUUUUACUUUUAUUUUAAUAUGUCAUUACUAUUUUUUAAAUUAUUUUUAAUCUUGAUUUAUGUAUACCUUUUUAUAUUUUUUGUAGAUAAAAAAUAUUUAAAAAAACAAAAGAUAAUUGUAAAUCUGGCACUUUUAAUGGUUUCAUCUUAUUCAUCAAUGAAUUCCAACGGUUUUUUAUUUGUACCAUCACAAACAACUCCUUCAGGGACAGAAGCAACUUCUUCCCAUUUUGGAAUGUCCAAACAACAAAAAUUAGGAAAUCAACAAAUUUCUCGUUCUCUUUUUGCAUUAGAAUUUCUUCCCCAGGGAGAGGAUGAAUUUUCUUAUUGUGAAGAUGGUGAUGAGGAUAUAUCUGAUAUUUCUAGUUGUUUUUUUAACGAAAAAGAAGAUCAUCAAAAUCAUUUUAUUUCAUUAGCACAUCCUUCCAUAAGGCUACACAAACAUUGUAGAAACCAACAUCAUUCAGGAUAUUCCUCAAAAUAUGGAAGAGGAGCACCGCCUCAUUGGUUUGGUCGUCCACCCUUAGUGCCUUUUAAUUCGCCAAAUCGGCAAACACCAAAUUUUGAUAAAGAACAAAAUCAUUCACAAAAAUUUGACGAAGUAGAAGACUUGAAUUCAAAAAUAACAACAACAACUACAUUACGUAGAUCACCUGCUGCUUAUUUUGUACAGCGAAGUGAUAAAUUGUGCCUUUCUCCCCCACUUAUCUCAACACCUCCAAAAUUAAUUGAAACAACAGAAAAUGUUCCUUAUCCGCUCAGAAGGGUUUUUUCUGCUAAUUCAACACAAUCAGAAGCUGGAAAGUUUUUUAGAAAUGAAGAUAGAAAAUGUAGCAAUAUUUUAUGGAGCUUCGAUUCCCCUCCAAGUGCUUCGACUUGUUCAACUCCUGGCACCCCAUCCUCACCACAAAAAUUGCAUCAAAAUAAUUCUUUUAUUUUGGCGGCAUUGAAUAUUAAACAACAUCAAUUAAAAGAAGAAAAUGAAGCAAUUAAUAAUAUUCAAUUUUCUCCACAAAUACACAAACCUACUAACAAAUAUCAAGAGAAAGAAGUAAAAGUUAAUAAAAUUAUCGGUAUAAAUCAACAACAAUCAUUCGGAAUGCACAACGGAUUUCCUGUUUUGCCAUGCUCACCUAUGGCAUCUCCAACAGGAGGAUUAACUAUGGGAAAAUAA
Molecule: messenger RNA, 1547 nt
Organism: Meloidogyne enterolobii
Lineage: Eukaryota; Metazoa; Nematoda; Chromadorea; Rhabditida; Meloidogynidae
Source: the annotation of a GenBank genome assembly